This is a messenger RNA of Dioscorea cayenensis subsp. rotundata (Guinea yam), 3368 nucleotides long. RefSeq names its product kinesin-like protein KIN-14F. The transcript is spliced from 19 exons. The record is from RefSeq and is a predicted model, not a curated record. Gene Ontology annotation, molecular function: ATP binding; microtubule motor activity; microtubule binding. The coding region runs from base 299 to 3304 and encodes 1001 amino acids. Gene Ontology annotation, biological process: microtubule-based movement. Lineage: Eukaryota; Viridiplantae; Streptophyta; Magnoliopsida; Dioscoreales; Dioscoreaceae.
GUGGAAGAGUGGAGAGAGGUUUGGAAGCAGGCUUGGCUUGAGGAAGUGGAAGCCAUAAUAAGGGAAGCGGAAAGGUCUCAUCUUUGCUUCCAUUUCUCCUUCUUUUUCUCUUUUCCUUUCUCUGUUCAUCAAACUACUACACUCACAACAUCACCUCAAUCCCUCUCCCUCCACUUUCCCAAACUCUCUUCUUCUUCUCCACCUUCUUCUUCCUUCUUUUGUUGUGAUUAUGGCUGAAAAAGCUAUCAACUUUGCUUGAAUUUGUGGUCUUGUUCUGUUGAUUUUGGUUCUUUUGGGAAUGCCAAUGGCUUCAGAGGGUGUUUUCUCAAUUUCAGUUGUUUCUGUCAUGGAGGAGGUGCUCAAGCAACAUGGGACAAGGCUCAGUGACAUUAACUUGGCUUCCAGGAAGGCUGAGGAGGCUGCUUCAAGAAGGUAUGAGGCAGCAAGGUGGCUGAGGAAGACUGUGGGAGUAGUCGGUGCUAAAGAUUUGCCCGAGGAGCCUUCGGAGGAAGAAUUCCGGCUUGGAUUGAGAAAUGGUUUGAUUCUUUGCAAUGCACUCAAUAAGAUUCAACCUGGAAAAGUCCCAAAGGUUGUAGUAACUCCUGGAGAUUCAGUUCAUCUUCCUGAUGGUGCCGCAUUGUCUGCAUAUCAGUACUUUGAGAAUGUAAGGAACUUCCUUGUUGCUGUCCAAGAGAUGGGUUUCCCUUUGUUUGAAGCAUCAGACUUAGAACAGGGAGGGAAAAGCACAAGAAUUGUCAACUGUGUUUUGGCUCUUAAGUCAUAUGGCGAAUGGAAACAAGUCGGCGGGAAUGGUUCUUGGAAGUAUGGUGGAAAUUUGAAACCCGGCAGCUCUGGAAAAUGCUCAAUGAGGAGGAAUUCAGAACCUUUUGUGAACUCCUUAUCAAGAAAUCAGUCAAUGGAUGAGAAAUUCCAAGAACUCGAGCACAACAUCCUUGGAGAAUCCAAUGAAAUGACUACUUCAAAUUCUCUUAACAUGCUUGUGCACGAAGUUCUAUCAGACAAGAAGCCUGAUGAGAUUCCAUUACUGGUGGAAUCAGUAUUAUGUAAACUCAUGGAAGAAUUGCAGCAUCAUAUUACAAACCGAAAUGAAAUGGUACAAGUACCUUCAAAGGAUCAAGCUGAUGGAAACCGGUCUUUUCUUAAGCAAAAGGUUUCCUCUGAGCUUGUAUCUGUUUCUAGUGAAUCAAAGGCCGAAGAAAGUAACCUCAUAAAGCCAAAGAAGGAGAGUGGCUUUCAAAUGAUCUCAAAAGUAGAAGAGGAAACAGCAUCGAAAGACAGGCUUAUAAAACAGUGUGCGAUAUUUGAUGAACAAGAAAGGGUUAUUCAGGAAUUGAAACGAGAUCUCUACGAUACUAAAUCCGGUAUGAAGUUCAUCCAAAUGAAGUACUUCGAGGAAUGCAACUAUCUCGGAAAAUAUCUGCAUAGUCUUGCUCAUGCUGCUACUGGUUACCAUAAAGUUCUCGAGGAAAACCGAAAGCUCUACAACCAAGUACAAGAUCUUAAAGGAAAUAUAAGAGUUUACUGUCGUGUAAGGCCGUUCUUACCAGGACAAUUGUGCAGUAGCACUGUUUGUAGUAUCGAUGAUGGUAAUAUUUCAAUCAUCACUCCUUCAAAAUACAGUAAAGAAGCGCAAAGAACAUUCAGCUUCAAUAAAGUUUUUGGCCCGUCCGCUAGUCAAGCUGAAGUUUUCUCAGAUACACAACCUCUAAUUCGUUCUGUUCUUGAUGGUUAUAAUGUUUGUAUAUUCGCAUAUGGACAAACAGGAUCAGGGAAAACAUUUACAAUGAGUGGACCGAAGGAUCUGAAUGAGCAAAGUCAGGGUGUGAAUUAUAGAGCAUUGAGUGAUCUUUUUUUUCUUUCAGAGCAGAGAAGAGACAUGUUUUGUUAUGAAAUUGCCGUGCAGAUGAUCGAGAUUUAUAAUGAACAAGUGAGAGAUUUGCUUGUUAGUGAUGGUCUAAACAAAAGAUUAGAAAUACGAAAUAAUUCGCAGAACAGGCUCAAUGUGCCAAGUGCUAACUUGGUUCCUGUUUCAUCAACAUCCGAUGUUAUUGAGCUGAUGAACAUCGGGCAAAAGAACCGUGCAGUGGGUGCUACUGCAUUGAAUGACCGUAGUAGCCGCUCUCAUAGUUGUCUGACAGUACAUGUUCAAGGAAGGGACAUGACAUCUGGAGCUGUUCUUCGUGGAUGCAUGCAUUUGGUUGAUCUUGCAGGAAGUGAAAGAGUUGAUAAAUCAGAGGUUACAGGUGAAAGACUAAAAGAAGCACAGCAUAUAAACAAAUCGUUGUCGGCUUUAGGUGAUGUAAUUGCUGCUCUUGCACAAAAAAGCUCUCAUGUUCCAUAUAGAAAUAGCAAGCUCACUCAAUUACUGCAAGACUCUCUUGGCGGGCAAGCGAAAACUUUGAUGUUUGUGCACAUAAGUCCUGAGAUGGAUGCCAUUGGAGAAACAAUUAGCACAUUAAAAUUUGCAGAGAGGGUAUCAACAGUUGAACUUGGUGCUGCUAAAGCGAAUAAAGAAAGCGGAGAAGUCAAGGAACUUAAGGAGCAGAUACAACACCUUAAGUCAGCAUUAGCAAGGAAAGGCGGGGAAGAGCAUGUUCAAGUAGUGAACUCUGCACAUCAAAUGAACCAUAGACAACCAAUGGAGGAUGUCGGAAACAUUGAGGCAAGGAGCAAGUAUUCAUCAUCAAAACAAAAGAAACCGAGCUAUGAUUUUCAAGAGCUGUUAUCAACGAGUGAUUCGCCGCCAUGGCUAGACCAAAGUCCAAGAUUAAACUUUCAGAAAGACGAUGAGAGGGAUAUCAGUUCAGGGGAAUGGGUUGAUAAGGUCAUGGUAAACAGAGAAGAACCUGAUAUCUUUUACCAGAGAUUUUUACAUGAUACAACCGGCAUUGGCGAUCAACAACAAUCUUUAAAUGCUGCUAGAAGAAAAGGUAGCUAUGACUUCGACAUGCAAAGAAAUCGGUUUGAUUUUGCAAUGACUGAUGAUUCAGAUGAAUUGGAUAUGGAGACAAGUGAUUCAUCUGAAGCAGACAUGCUAUGGCAAUUCAACAUCCCACAAGUUGGUGCUGCAAGUUGCGGUGUGUCAAAGAUCAAGAAGCCUCAUCCAAAGGCGGCAAAGAGCCCGGAUAUAAGGACACCAAUUCAAUCACACAUACCACCUCCGUCGCAGAAAAAUUCAAGUGGUUCCGGUCAUGCAGCAAACCGGGCAGUAAGGCACACUAUUUCCGGCAGCAAUGACAGUAAACGAGGCUCGUCCGGUGGAAAGAUGGGAAAUAUGAAGUAGGGAAAGUGUUCAUAGAGAGUGUGUGAUUGCUUUGUUAUCUUUUGUUUUGCUUAUGACCGGCAUG